Messenger RNA from Condylura cristata (star-nosed mole), 3366 nucleotides. It is a transcript of the gene MYNN, whose product is annotated as myoneurin. The transcript is spliced from 8 exons. Gene Ontology annotation, biological process: regulation of transcription by RNA polymerase II. Gene Ontology annotation, cellular component: nucleus. The record is from RefSeq and is a predicted model, not a curated record. Gene Ontology annotation, molecular function: RNA polymerase II cis-regulatory region sequence-specific DNA binding; DNA-binding transcription factor activity, RNA polymerase II-specific; protein binding. Bases 390 to 2471 code for a protein of 693 amino acids. NCBI's taxonomy places the organism in Eukaryota, Metazoa, Chordata, Mammalia, Eulipotyphla, Talpidae.
CUGGGCUACUGUUGGCUGACGCAAACAAUACCCAAGAUUUCCCAAGAGCUUUCGGGUACGUAAACAGAAAAGGGGCGAUCAGUCUCGGCCUCCAAAUUCCCCAUAGCGAGAGCCCAAGUACACAAAGCAGCUGUUGUCACUCUAGAGGACCCGAGGAAGAGGAGGGUGAUGGGAGAAGAUGAGCGACUACAAGCCCCAGCAUGCAGUGCGCAAGCUGGCUCCUGGGAAGAGGUCCGCCGCGCAGUGCUGUCUGGCCUUGGCACAGAAUCCGGGCCUAGAUGCGGCACCUCGGCCCACCAAAUUGUCCAAAGGAGGAAGACAGGCGGGACGUGUGAGCGUGCCCUUAGCUCUCGUAUUCUCGACGCCCGCUGCUUCCACGAGCCCUUGGCAUGCUAGGAUGUGGGGACUCUGCGGGUCAGCUCAUUCAGCCCCGGCUGGUGUCAGACCUGCACGGUCCUAGCGCCUCCUGCGUUACCACUGAACGCCAGAAGCCGGACGUGACGUCCCCGUGGAAGAAGAAGGGAGAGGUGGAGCGCGGCGUGGUGACGUCCUUCCAAGAUGGCAGAAAGAGAGUGAGGAAACUGUGUCCCCCUUUGGGUUACUAUAGAGCAAGGGUAAAAUUCUACUCUGAUAUCAAAAUGCAGUAUUCCCACCACUGUGAGCACCUGUUAGAGAGACUGAAUAAACAACGCGAAGCAGGUUUUCUUUGUGACUGCACCAUAGUGAUUGGAGAAUUCCAGUUUAAAGCCCACAGGAAUGUGCUUGCAUCAUUUAGUGAGUAUUUUGGUGCGAUCUACAGAAGCACUUCAGAGAACAAUGUUUUUCUUGAUCAGAGUCAAGUGAAGGCUGAUGGAUUUCAGAAACUGUUGGAGUUUAUAUACACAGGGACUUUAAAUCUUGACAGUUGGAAUGUUAAAGAAAUUCAUCAGGCUGCUGAUUAUCUGAAAGUGGAAGAAGUGGUCACCAAAUGUAAAAUAAAGAUGGAAGAUUUUGCAUUUAUUGCUAAUCCCUCUUCUACAGAGAUAUCUAGUAUUACUGGAAACAUUGAAUUAAAUCAACAGACUUGUCUCCUAACACUGCGAGAUUAUAACAGUAGAGAAAAAUCGGAAGUAUCUGCAGAUUUAGUUCAGGCAAAUCAUAAGCAAGGGACAUUAGCAAAGAAGUCAUCUCAAACUAAAAAGAAGAAGAAAGUCUUCAACUCCCAGAAAGCAGGGCAAAAUAAAGCAGUGCACUAUCCCAGUGACAUUUUAGAGAAUGCAUCUGUUGAAAUAUUCUUAGAUGCAAAUAAAUUGUCCACACCUGUCAUAGAACAAGUUGUACAAAGAAAUGAUAAUUCUGAACUAGAGUUGACAUCAGUCAUGGAAAAUACUUUUCCAGUACAAGACAUUGUACAAACUGUUACAGCAAAACGGAAACGUGGAAAAUCACAGCCAAACUGUGCUCUGAAAGAACAUUCUAUGUCUAAUAUAGCCAGUGUCAAGAACUCUUAUGAGCUGGAGAGCUCUGGGGAAGAGCUGGAUCAGAGAUACUCCAAGGCCAAGCCAGUGUGCAACACAUGUGGGAAAGUCUUUUCAGAAGCCAGCAGCUUGAGAAGACACAUGAGAAUACAUAAAGGUGUCAAACCUUAUGUUUGCCACUUGUGUGGAAAAGCAUUUACCCAGUGUAACCAAUUGAAAACACAUGUAAGAACUCAUACAGGUGAGAAGCCAUACAAAUGUGAAUUGUGUGAUAAAGGAUUUGCUCAGAAAUGUCAGCUAGUCUUCCAUAGUCGUAUGCAUCAUGGUGAGGAGAAACCUUAUAAAUGUGAUGUUUGCAAUUUACAAUUUGCAACUUCUAGCAAUCUCAAGAUUCAUGCAAGGAAACAUAGUGGAGAGAAGCCAUAUGUCUGUGAUAGAUGUGGACAAAGAUUUGCCCAAGCCAGCACACUGACCUAUCAUGUUCGCAGGCACACUGGAGAAAAGCCUUAUGUGUGUGAUACCUGUGGAAAGGCAUUUGCUGUCUCUAGUUCUCUUAUCACUCAUUCUCGAAAACAUACAGGUGAAAAACCAUACAUAUGUGGUAUUUGUGGGAAAAGUUUUAUUUCCUCAGGAGAGCUCAACAAACACUUUCGAUCCCAUACAGGAGAGAGACCCUUUAUCUGUGAAUUAUGUGGAAAUUCGUACACUGACAUUAAAAAUUUAAAGAAGCAUAAAACAAAAGUCCAUUCUGGUGCAGAUAAAAUUCUAGAUUCUAGUGCAGAGGAUCAUACCACGGGUGAACAAGAUUCCAAACAAAAGAGUCCUUUAUCAGAAACUCUAGAUGUGAAGCCUUCUGAUAUGACUUUACCACUAGCUCUUCCUCUUGGGACUGAGGAUCACCACAUGCUUCUGCCUGUCACAGAUAAUCAGUCUCCUGCAUCAGAUACAUUGUUAAGGUCAACUGUGAAUGGGUAUUCAGAACCACAAUUGAUUUUUUUACAACAAUUAUACUGACUUUAUAAGGAAUAUAAGAUGUUUCUGGUAGUAAACAAACAUUUUUGGUAAGGUGCAUAUAUUCAUAUUAAAUUGCCAUUUGUUUGAGUUGUGAUCAUUAUUUGUCAUUCACUGAAGUAAAAGCACCUGAUGCUACAUCAUUACUGUGCAAUGCUUAUUUUUGAUUUGACUUUUGACUGAUUUGUAGAUUAUACACAGCUUUUUAAGAAAUGGGUUUGUUCUACAGUGGCACUUCUUAGGCUUAGAGGUGGGAUUUUUAAUUUUCUUUUUUUAGCUUUUUUAGCUGGCUUAAUUCCAUUUUUAUUUUGUAUUUUGGAUGAAGUCACCUUUCAUUUAUUAAAUUGGAAUCUUUCCAUUUAUAUGAUUUAAUUUGACCUGUUGGAUGUUCAAUUUUCCUCCCCUCAAGAUUUAAGCAAAAUCUAUGAUAGUAUCAACAUAAGAUACUGUUACUAAGCAUAGAUAAAUACCUAAAUUAGGGGAGAGAAAUGAAAUUUCAUAUUUCAGCCUAAGAAAAUGUAGGUACCAAAUAAGAAUUGUGCUAGUUUUCUAUUAGUAUGUUCCAUUGGAGUUAAUUUUUUCUAAUGGAAAAAAAAAAGAAGUGUUUCUCUUAAAAAUUAGAAGACUGUAGAUAGAUUUUUGUUCAUUUAGAGCUCAGUUUUCUGGAGAAAAUCAAUAGUCAGUACCUGGAAGUUACUUUAGGCUGUGUUUUCAGUAUGACUUUUAGAUAGGUAUGUGAUGGUUUUAUCUCCUUAAAAGACAGUUUAAAAUUUUGAUUCAGGUUAUGUCUUAAUAGGUUUCUAUAUUACUGAAGAUCAGUAAACUAUACUGAAUUUUGAGAAUUUUUGAUAAACCUCACACAUUAUGCACUUUUUAAAAUACUGAAUUCUUAAAAGAA